UUUCCGUUCGACGCCGUUUCGGUUGUUUAUACCACACAGAAGACAGCUUUGAUUCUCCAAAUCCACCUCUCCUCUCCGGCGAACCCUCUCUACAUCAAACCCGUCCGUCCGAACCCUAAUCAUAAUUCAGUCCGUCCAGUGAGAAUUACAAAGAAUCAGCGAAGAUGGUGCUCGCGCAGUUAGGGGGGAGCAUUUCGCGUGCUCUUCAGCAGAUGAGCAAUGCGACGAUUAUUGACGAGAAGGUGCUCAAUGAUUGCCUCAACGAGAUCACGCGCGCGCUUCUCCAAGCGGAUGUGCAGUUCAAGCUCGUCCGCGAUAUGCAGGCUAAUAUCAAGAAAAUCGUCAAUCUUGAUGAUCUCGCCGCUGGUCAUAAUAAGCGCAAGAUAAUUCAACAGGCUAUUUUUAACGAGCUGUGCAAGAUAUUGGAUCCAGGGAAGCCUUCAUUUACUCCAAAAAAAGGAAAAACUAGUGUUGUAAUGUUUGUUGGUCUGCAAGGAUCGGGGAAAACAACGACAUGUACAAAAUACGCAUACUACCACCAAAAAAAGGGCUGGAAACCUGCCCUGGUUUGUGCAGAUACAUUCAGAGCUGGUGCUUUUGACCAGUUGAAGCAGAAUGCUACUAAAGCUAAAAUACCUUUCUAUGGAAGCUACACGGAGUCAGAUCCUGUUAGGAUUGCAGUUGAAGGGGUUGAAAGAUUUAAGAAGGAAAACUGUGAUCUCAUAAUUGUAGAUACCAGUGGACGUCACAAGCAGGAAGCAGCUCUUUUUGAAGAAAUGCGUCAAGUUUCUGAAGCAACAAAACCAGAUCUUGUUAUAUUUGUCAUGGAUAGCAGUAUUGGUCAAGCUGCCUUUGAUCAAGCCCAAGCAUUCAAGCAAAGUGUUGCUGUUGGAGCUGUGAUUGUCACUAAAAUGGAUGGGCAUGCUAAGGGAGGUGGCGCCCUGAGCGCAGUUGCAGCAACAAAAAGUCCAGUCAUAUUUAUUGGGACGGGUGAACAUAUGGAUGAGUUUGAAGUAUUUGAUGUCAAACCAUUUGUUAGCCGUCUUUUAGGCAUGGGUGACUGGUCUGGUUUCAUGGACAAAAUUCAUGAAGUUGUUCCAAUGGAUCAGCAGCCUGAGCUCCUGCAGAAGCUUUCAGAAGGAAACUUUACUUUGAGGAUUAUGUAUGAGCAAUUUCAGAAUAUCCUUAAAAUGGGUCCUAUUGGUCAGGUAUUCUCCAUGCUUCCAGGAUUUAGCCAAGAGUUGAUGCCGAAAGGCCGUGAAAAAGAAAGCCAGGCAAAGAUUAAAAGAUACAUGACAAUGAUGGACUCAAUGACUAAUGAAGAGCUGGACAGCACCAAUCCCAAGCUCAUGAAUGAAUCACGAAUCAUGCGGAUAGCUAGGGGGUGCGGUCGUCCUGUGAGGGACGUAAUGGAAAUGUUGGAAGAGUACAAGCGGCUGGCCAAGAUUUGGAGCAAGAUGAAGGGACUUAAGAUACCAAAGAAGGGAGAAAUGAGUGCCUUAUCACGAAACAUGAAUGCUCAGCACAUGAGUAAAGUCCUGCCACCACAGAUGCUGAAGCAGAUUGGCGGGAUGGGCGGCUUGCAGAACUUGAUGAAGCAAAUGGGUUCUGCUAAGGAUAUGAUGGGUAUGUUUGGCGGUGGGGAGAAGUAGAUCUGGUCUUGUAUAAAUAUAAGUGCAGAGAACAAGUAAAGUUCGUGUUCGAGCUUGUCAGAAUUGUGGAUUUGAGGGCUUCUGGCCUCCAAGCUGCUAAUGACGCUUGUUAAUAGCCAAAACAGAUUUUGAUGUCCAGAAAAGCUUGUCUUUCUAUAACUUGAAAAAUUACAGUUAAAGAACUGUCUGUUCUGUAUUAGACAACUAUUUAUUUUUUGGGGAGAAAAAGGAUCUUAGAGGAAAUUGUAUGCUUACAUGUAAAAGAAUCAUUUAUGAUGACAUCUUUUUCAUUUAUUUGACUUCUGAUACCUGAUCAUGA
This is a messenger RNA of Sesamum indicum (sesame), 1971 nucleotides long. Its product is annotated as signal recognition particle subunit SRP54 2. Lineage: Eukaryota; Viridiplantae; Streptophyta; Magnoliopsida; Lamiales; Pedaliaceae. Gene Ontology annotation, biological process: SRP-dependent cotranslational protein targeting to membrane; SRP-dependent cotranslational protein targeting to membrane, translocation. Gene Ontology annotation, cellular component: signal recognition particle, endoplasmic reticulum targeting; cytosol. Gene Ontology annotation, molecular function: endoplasmic reticulum signal sequence receptor activity; GTPase activity; GTP binding. The record is from RefSeq and is a predicted model, not a curated record.